AUGGGUUGUCAAGGAUCGACUAAUAAUAAAGAGAAUAGGAUUCUUAAGAUAAGAAAGAACCCGAAGUUUAAAACUAAGUGUGAGAUUGAAGUGUUCCAGUCUUCUCACACUCUUACAAUCGAUGAGACUUCCAAUGGAGUUGUCUGUCAAACCAAAGAAGGUAAAACUUUCUUGCCUGGCCAGAAGAAGGAUUACAAAAUAGUCACAGAAUACGGCACCUCCAAAGUGUUUAUUCAAAGCGAAGCAGCUGAGCCAAUGGUCAGAGAAAUCCAGGCUAAGAUUCAAGAAAAAGAGAAAACCAAAUAAAGAAACAGAACUCAAAAUGAAAUCAGAAGAGGUAUUUGAUCCUAAGAAAGAAGUGAUUAUCAAAGAUAUUCAGAAAGUGAUCAGUGACUACAGGAGGGUGCUUGAGAUUUUGAUUAAUGAAGACUGAGAAGUCAAUGAAGAUAAGGAUUUAAUUAAUCAAGUAAAUAAAAAUAAGACAACACAAGAAAGUAUGCCUACUAACAGGAAGAAAAAUUACAUAAUAAAUCAAAAUGAAGAACAGAAAAAUGAUUCGUCUCAAAACACCGAAGAACCUAAAACUGAAUCCGUACCUGCAGUAUCUUUGAAGAACCUAGCAAACUGGCUUAGCAAGUAUAAUGAAGAGCAUUCGAAGAGGUUAUUGAGAGAGCAGUGGUUGAACCUAUGGGGUCAUAUGAAAGGUUGCGAUUACUUUAAAUUUUUUAAGAGGUUUCUUGAUUUCUUGGAUGGCUCCAGAUGAUUGAGGGUACCAGAUUUAAAGAUUAUGUGGGUUGCUAUACAUCUGAAGAUACUCCCUUUGUUCAAGAUAUUUUGAGCAAAGCAUCUUCCUAAUAAAGUUGAUUGAUUUUCACUAUCAUGUGGGAAAAAAGAAAUUGAUCCAAAGAAGAAUGACAUCAAACCUUUCCUUCCAUCUAUUCUGUUGAUUAAGAAGUGAUCGCUGAUGGAACUUCAAUUAGGAAAGUUUGUGAUUUCAAAAGAGGACCUUAAGAAAAUUUUAGAAGGUUUUGCAUAUUUAUAGAUUCAGGAAGAAAUUUACAGAAGAUCAGUUUGUUCACUUGUGCCUUUGAAGCCAAGGACCUUGUCCUCUCAAUUACAUCUCCAUCUCUAGCUCACAUCUUCAUUAAGAGCUUAGGUUCUGACAAGUGUGACCACUGGGGAGACCAACUUGGACAAUUUGAAGGGUUAGUGAAAGCAGUGGCUGAAUCAAAACUGAGGAAGACUGUACAGACGUGGGAGCUUAUGAAGCCUGAGGCGGAGAUAAUCGAUGGUAUAAAAUCUACCUCAUCUGUCCAUUCUCCGUCGGUAACUCUGAUAAUCGACGACUCUCCUAUUAAUCUUACCUCCUCGAAGUAAACUUUUUGAGGUAAGCUAGGUGACACUUCUUCAGCAGAAAAGAAGGCGUAAAGAAGUAAAACUUUAAGUUAUGUUUUAAGUACAUGGACACAUUAUUUUUAGUAAUGGGAAUUG
This is a messenger RNA of Moneuplotes crassus, 1491 nucleotides long. The record is from the annotation of a GenBank genome assembly. Lineage: Eukaryota; Ciliophora; Spirotrichea; Euplotida; Euplotidae.